AAUCGUCUUCUUUCUUCACAUCUCUGCAAUUACCGCGACACACAGCUUGCUUAUACCAAAAAUAAAUAUAAUCGAAUCAAAUAAUAAAUUAUAAUCACACUCUCUAUUUACUCUAAUUUUGGUCGCAGCUGCUUCUCCGUGUGUUCUAGGUUGAUUAUAAUGCCAGCUGUGAUUGAAAUUUAACAAUUGGAGUGAAGUAAGAAGUGCAAGAGGAGAAGAAGUGGAUUAAGUGAUAAUCAAAAAUGGACUAUACUCGAUCACCUCCCGGAAAUGGUGAUGAUGCUUCUGGGAUUGCGGAUGAUUUGAGGUGUAAGAGGUCAGAUGGGAAGCAAUGGAGAUGCACUGCCUUGUCCAUGCCGGAUAAGACAGUUUGUGAAAAGCACUACAUUCAAGCGAAGAAGAGGGCUGCAAAUUCUGCAAUGAGGGCCAGCUUGAAAAAAGCCAAAAGAAAUUCUCUAGGUGAAAGCGAUAUCUAUUUGGAGAGUAAGAGUGAUGACAUGGAAUCACCAAUUGUGAGUUCAAAACUUGGAGAUUAUUCUGGUACAGUCUCUGGGAGGAAGUACAAUGAAAAGUAUGAGGAGAAUUUUAGGUCAUACGGUACACCUCUUUCAGCCAUGGAGUCAUCUAGAAGUAGAUCAGAAAAGAACUUUGAAGACAGUCCUACAUUGGAGUCCUUUGAUGCAAGCUCAGAUACAUCCGAUGAUACUGCGGGACAAACUUGCCAUCAGUGUCGGCAAAAUGACAGAGAAGUUAUCUGGUGCCUCAGAUGUGACAGAAGAGGAUACUGUGACAGUUGCAUCUCAACUUGGUAUUCAAACUUUACUGUUGAAGAUAUUCAGAGUGGUUGUCCUGCAUGUCGUGGCACUUGUAACUGUAAGGCAUGCUUAAGAAAUGAUAAUUUAAUCAAGGUCAAGAUUCGUGAGAUACCUAUCAAAGAGAAGUUAGAAUAUCUCUAUUGUCUCUUAUCUUCGGUUCUUCCUGUAGCUAAGAGGAUACACCGUGAACAGUGUUCCGAAGUGGAAUUUGAAAAAAAGCUUCGAGGAAAUGAGAUAGAUCUUCCCAGAAUGAAACUAAAUGCAGAUGAGCAAAUGUGCUGCGAUCUUUGUAGAAAUCCUAUUAUUGAUUAUCAUCGGCACUGCAUGAAUUGUUCAUAUGAUGUAUGCCUUAGCUGUUGCCAAGAUCUUCGAGAUUUAUCCAUGGUUGAUACAAAAGUAAAGGUGGAAAUUGAGUUAACAGGGGAAAACAGUGAUAAGGAAGCCAUAGCCAUGUCUGAGCAAGUUAAACCUUCCAGGAAUAGACUGGUUGAUAAGUUUUCUGAUUGGAGAGCUAACAGAGAUGGCAGUGUACCAUGCCCUCCAAAGGAGUAUGGAGGCUGUGGUUGCGCAGCCUUGACCCUAAAACGCAUAUUUAAGAUGAAUUGGGUUGCAAAAUUGGUGAAGAAUGUCGAGGAAAUGGUUAAUGGAUGCAAGAUACACGACACCUUAAGUCGGCAAGAAGCUGAACAUAACACCAGACUUUUCCAGUUUGCCCACAGAGACGACGAGAAUGAUAAUUAUUUGUACUGUCCAUCUUCUAAAGAUGUUAGAGCAGAAGGGAUUGGGGACUUUAGGAAACAUUGGGUCAGAGGUGAACCUGUAAUUAUAAAGGAGGUGAUAGAUAUCUCGUCAACCCCGAAUUGGGAUCCGAUGGUUAUAUGGAGAGGAAUUCGAGAGACAGGAGAAGAAAAAACGAGAAAUGACACUAGAAAUGUGAAGGCUUUAGAUUGUUUGGAGUGGUCUGAGGUUGAUAUUGAACUUGGUGAGUUUAUCAAAGGAUACCAUGAUGGUCGUUUUCAUGAAAAUGGCUGGCCGCAAAUGUUAAAGUUAAAAAAUUGGCCCUCUCCAAGUUCUUUGGAAGAGUUUUUGAUGUACCAGAGACCUGAAAUUAUCAGCAUUCUGCCUUUGCUAGAGUAUAUUCAUUCAAAGUGGGGUCUUCUAAAUGUUGCUGCAAAACUGCCACAUUAUUCGUUGCAAAAUGAUGUAGGACCUAAAAUUUUCAUAUCAUACGGUACAUAUGAGGAACUUGAUCGGGGUAACUCAGUGAACAAUCUCCGUUACAAUCUGCGGGAUAUGGUAUACCUCCUGGUACAUACUUGUGAAGUGAAGCUGAAAGGGUCGGAAAAGACGGCUAUUGAGCCUAUUCAAAACGACUUUGAGGAACAUGAUGCAAAUAAGUUGAACAAUGAUCCACCACUUAGUUUAAGCAAAGAAGAUUCACCCAAACUAUCACCCGGGGAACAUGAAAACCAAGCAAAGCAGGAGGGCAGUUUGGAUUUAGCCAAGGAAGAAGGUACGGAUAGUGUUGCUACUUCUAUGGCUGAAAAGGAAAUUGUUAAUUGUGAAGACUUGAAUGGAGAUGCUAAGAACUCUUGUAAAAAGAGUUGCCCAGGAGCUAUUUGGGAUGUCUUCAGGCGACGAGAUGUUUCAAAGCUGCUUGAGUUUAUUAAAGUCCAUUGGAAGGAAUUUGGAAGACCAGAUGAGUUGACAAAUGAUUCUGUUCCCCGGCCACUUUACGAUGGAGUGAUAUACUUGAAUAGUUAUCAUAAAAGAAAGUUGAAGGAAGAACUAGGAGUAGAGCCAUGGUCAUUCGAGCAGCAUCUGGGGCAAGCUGUAUUCCUCCCUGCUGGUUGUCCUUUUCAAGUGCGAAAUCUUCAGUCUACCGUUCAAUUAGGCCUAGAUUUUCUGUGGCCUGAAAGUCUUCAGGAGGCAACUAGACUGGCUGAAGACAUCCGUGGUCUUCCUAAUAAUCACAAUGUCAAGCAGCAUAUAUUGGAGGUGGGUAAGAUCUCACUAUAUGCAGCUAGUUCAGCCAUUAAGGAAGUACAAAAGUUGGUUCUUGAUCCAAAGGUUGGUGCAGAGAUUGGAUUUGAGGAUCCUAACCUAACUGCACUGGUUUCAGAAAAUCUGGAUAAAGUUACUAAACGCAGACAAGUAGCUUGAGUUUGACCAUGAAAGAUACUUUAUGUAUUUUAGAAAUUCUUUCAAACCAUGGUUCUCAGAAAAUGUUUGCAAAGUUGCAUUAAAAUCGAACAAAGCCAUUUCUUCUCAGCUCUGCUCUGGAACUGCUUGAACGUCACCACUUGCACCAAACGUGGGCAGAAGAGUGACAUCCAUCCCCAUCAAGCAAUGAGCAACUGUGAAUACGUCUAUAUGUAUAUCUUUACUUAAAAACUGUAUGUGUUCUGUACUGCCAUCUUCUCCUGGCCCAGCGGUGGUUGUAUACUAGUUUAAUACAGGCCAAUACUGACUUUGCCCAGUGAAUUAAAAAAACAUGAAAAGAUUAUUUGUGCAGUACUUGGGCAACAAUAUGUGUUUGAUGGAACAAUGCUCAGGAGGCUAUGAAUCUCAAAUCUGUUAUUUUUGUUUGGUUGAGUUGAAUUUGGUUGGGGUGAAAGAAUUUGAAGGGAAUUGAAUGAAAUUUGAACAAUAACAUUAUUUAUAA
Daucus carota subsp. sativus is the source of this 3480-nucleotide messenger RNA. Its product is annotated as E3 ubiquitin-protein ligase JMJ24. Gene Ontology annotation, molecular function: chromatin DNA binding; histone H3K9 demethylase activity; transcription coregulator activity. The transcript is spliced from 16 exons. Bases 243 to 2978 code for a protein of 911 amino acids. The record is from RefSeq and is a predicted model, not a curated record. NCBI's taxonomy places the organism in Eukaryota, Viridiplantae, Streptophyta, Magnoliopsida, Apiales, Apiaceae. Gene Ontology annotation, biological process: regulation of transcription by RNA polymerase II. Gene Ontology annotation, cellular component: histone deacetylase complex; chromatin.